Molecule: messenger RNA, 757 nt
Organism: Harmonia axyridis
Lineage: Eukaryota; Metazoa; Arthropoda; Insecta; Coleoptera; Coccinellidae
Product: 26S proteasome non-ATPase regulatory subunit 9
Exons: 4
Coding region: 109-702 (197 amino acids)
Biological process (GO): proteasome regulatory particle assembly
Cellular component (GO): cytoplasm; nucleus
Molecular function (GO): protein binding
Source: RefSeq, a predicted model, not a curated record
CAGUAGUUUCUGUGAUAAUGAAUAAACAAAAAAUAAAAACAAAUAGUCCUUAAUAACCUCCGAAUAAAUAAAUCUGUUAUUAGAAUUUUGACAUUGUCCGAAUUAAAAAUGAACCAGGAAAUAAGACAAGAGGUCUUGAAAUUAAUGGAUAAAAAAGAUAAGAUUGAAAAUGAAAUAAAAGAAUUAACUGAUAUUUUACACUCGAAUGGUGUUGAAAUGAAUGAUCCUCUAGUGGACUCUGAAGGGUUUCCAAUCAACUCCAUAGAUAUUUAUCAGGUGAGAUAUGCCCGAAACAAAAUUAUAUGCCUACAAAAUGACCACAAAGCAUUAAUGAAGGCAAUAGAACAAGGUCUUCAUGGUUAUUAUUCUUCUUCCACAACCACUGCUGAUAAUGAUGUAGAAAUGGAAGAAAGAAUUAAUACUCUUGUACAUAAGUUGCCAUUUGCUAAGAUUAAUUUAAUGAGUAAUGAUUCACCAGCACAAUUAUCUGGUUUGAAUUUAGAUGAUGAGAUAGUGGAGUUUGGUUCUAUAAACAAAGCUAAUUUCAAAAGCUUGAGUGAUAUAGCUACAGUAGUUCAACAUUCAGAAGGCAGAUCUGUGAAUGUAAAAGUGAAACGAGGGGAAAGAUAUUUCACAAUUGAACUCAGACCCAAAAAAUGGAAAGGAAAAGGUUUAUUAGGAUGCAACAUUGUUUCUCUUUAAUAAAUUGUUAAUAUAUUUUUUGAAUGAACCUGAAAUAUAUAAAUUAUCAUAAAUA